AUGUCCACGGCCGAAGGCAGGUGUCGAAUAUGUCAUGUGAGCAAAGGGACACUUAUAACUCCUUGCAAGUGUGAGGGCUCAAUUCGUUGUGCGCACUCGAAGUGCUUGUUGGAUUGGGUGUACCAACGUCAAUCACUUUCCUGCGAGGUAUGUGGAGCAACUUACAAUGCUGUGAAGGUAUACAACUUUCAUUUAGCGGACGGGGAACCUGGAUUUUUCACGUUGUGCUGGAUUUGUGCCAGGUGCUGCCUGGUACGCUGUCUUGGAACACUAACCUUUGUGGUGCUCAAUGCGUUUCUGCUUAUUCUGCUUCCCUUCGUUGUGGCGUUUUUUUAUUACGCCGUCCCUCCAUUUGACCCUGUCACCCCACCGUGGGCCUCUGCCAUUCAGCUAGUUCCAGAGUUGGGUUACUUCUCGCCGUUUUUUUUUUUGUUGUGGGUGUGGAGCUCACCCUUUGUGCAAUCCCCUUUUGCUUUUUGUGGUAUCACUGCCUUAUGUGGUUUUACUCAAUGGAAGAUCUGCCUGGGAUGA
Molecule: messenger RNA, 531 nt
Organism: Trypanosoma rangeli
Lineage: Eukaryota; Euglenozoa; Kinetoplastea; Trypanosomatida; Trypanosomatidae
Exons: 1
Coding region: 1-531 (176 amino acids)
Biological process (GO): protein ubiquitination
Molecular function (GO): zinc ion binding; ubiquitin-protein transferase activity
Source: RefSeq, a predicted model, not a curated record